This is a messenger RNA of Cuscuta campestris, 5205 nucleotides long. Lineage: Eukaryota; Viridiplantae; Streptophyta; Magnoliopsida; Solanales; Convolvulaceae. The record is from the annotation of a GenBank genome assembly.
CGCUAUCCACCCCCGCUCUAGCGUUGGGCCUUUAUUAUAACAAUUGGUAUCGGAGCCAUACUCUGUGAAAGACAUAACCGUUUGAGAGAAACGAUCAAUGGCUUCUACUCAAAUCUCAUACGCAGGUUUAGGUGAAGGGCAAUCCACCACGAGGCCUCCGUUGUUUGACGGAAUGAACUACACCUACUGGAAGGAGAGGAUGAGGAUUUACAUCCAAUCCACCAACUUUCUCCUGUGGAGGAUUAUCAAAAAUGGCGAAGAUGUGCCCAUGAAGAAGGUCGGGGAAACCAACGUCCCUAAGAGCGAGAAUGAGUACGAUGCGCAAGACAUCAAGAAAGUGGAGAACAAUGCAAAGGCCAUCAACAUCAUCUAUUGUGCCGUAAACCCGGAUGACUACCCGAAGAUUUCUUGUUGUUCCACCACCAAGGAAAUGUGGGACAAACUAGAAAUCACCUAUGAAGGUACGGAUCAAGUCCGAGAAGCUAAAAUCAAUUUUCUAACCCAUGAAUAUGAAUUAUUUCGUAUGAAGGAGAAUGAGAAAAUCGAUGAGAUGUUUGAACGAUUCUCCAAAAUCGUCAAUGAUCUCCAUGCUCUCAAGAAGACGUACACGGACAAGGAGCUUCUAAGAAAAAUCCUGCAAAGUCUCACACCGGAAUGGCGCUCCAAAGCCGAUGCCAUCCAAAAGUCCAUCGGCGUCACCAACGUCACCAUCGACGGGCUUAGAGGUAACCUCAAAACAUAUGAGUGUACCAUCCUUCUCCCCUCUUUAGGUGAACAAAAGAAGAAGUGGAUUGCACUCAAGGCUUCCUCAAGCCAAGAACCCGCCAGGGAGGAAUCAAGCGAUGAAGACAACGAGUUCGGGCUCGUUAUCAAGAAAUUCCACAAGUUCAUGCAUAAGGAUUAUGAACGAAAGGGCAAGAAGCAUGGAGGGCACCUAAAUACAAUAGGAGGUCCACCAAAGUGCUAUGGGUGUGGAGAACCGUUCAAGAACGAGAAGGAGAAGAAGCCGUUCAAGAAGCACCGAGCUUACAUCUCUUGGGGAGGUGAUUCCGGCGACGAGUCAUCGGAAGGCGAAGAAAAUGAAAGAGCCAAUCUUUGUCUCAUGGAACACGAGGAACCACCGGAAGAGGAGUCUCCUCAUGUUGUUUUUGUAGAAAAUGAUACUCGCUUGGCAAGAAAGGUUUCUUGUGAUGAUCUUGUAGAUUCGUUGGAGAACAUCUAUCUCAACGACAAUGACGAAGGAAACAAUUCAAAGGAAGGUCAAGACGAAGAAGUAGAGCCACCUAUGAACGAGGAACAACCACAAGAGGAAGAGACACCAAUGCCAAGGGCAUGGAGAACCUCAAACGACCAUCCUCUUGACAAGCUGUUGCAACCUGGUGGGCUGAGCAAAGGUCAGAAACACAUGCUUCGUGCAGAGCAAGAAGAAGGUGUAAUAGGCCUGGUGAAGACACAAACCGAGUUUGCUGUCAGAUCUCUUAUUAGCUUUCAACGAUCACAAAUUAUGGGAGACAUGGAGGAAGGAGCCAGUGUUUCCAGGCCACCCCUGCUGCGUGGUCACAACUACAACUUCUGGAAAGGGCGUAUGAGGGCAUUCUUGAAAUCACAAGGAGGAGGAGUAUGGAGAACUGUGGAAACAGGUUGGACAGAACCAGUCAAACACUCGGAUGAUCUGUCUACGACAACUGUCAAGAAAUUUGAAGACUAUAGCAGAACUGAAGUCCUUGCUGCUGAGAAUAAUGACAAAGCUUUAAAUGCUAUUUUUGGUGCAGUUGAUGCCACAGAAUAUCGUCUCAUCUCAAACUGUGUUAGCGCAAAGGAAGCAUGGGAUAUUCUUGAAGUCACACAUGAAGGUGAUGAGAAGGUCAAAACUGCAAAGUAUCAGAUUCUCAUGACACAAUAUGAAAAUCUGCGAAUGGAUGAGCAAGAAACUAUUGUAGAAUUCCAUGGAAGAGUCCGCGACCUUGCAAAUCAAGCAGCUAGAUUACAGGAGCCAUUUCCAGAAUCAAAACUUGUUCUAAAGACUGAGUGUGCAAACAACCUUAAAAAGAAGAGACAAGCAUUUUCAAUAACCUGGAGUGAUGAUGAUACUGACGAAGAUCAGGGUUGUGAGGAAAGCAACUGUGCUUUUAUCUCACAGUCAGAGUCAGAUGAUCUAGUUGAACAACAUAUGGAUCUUCAAGAAAAGUGGACUGAACUGCUUAUGGUUAACAGAAGAAAUAUAGCAGAAAAGAAUCAGCUGGCAUGUGAUCUAAAGAUUUUGAAGCAGAAUUUAGAGAAAGCAGAAACAAAUAAUGCAGAUCUAAAAUUUGAACUGCAAAAGCUCAAGGAUUACAUUAAGUGGAUGAAGAUAGCCGGAGUUGAAGUACUGGAUGCACAGGAGAUGAUGUUCAAAGCACCAGGAGAUAGACAAGGAAUUGGAUGUGAUAGCCACACCAAAACAAAUGAUCCACUCAAAGAAGACAGUGUGACAUUAGCAAAGAACAUGAGAAACAGCUAUCACUCAGCAGUAAAACCAAUCAAGAGCUACAAUAUCAAGCGUCAUAGAAGAAACUCUUUGACUUAUCAAAACUACAGAUGUUACUACUGCAGAAGAUGGGGGCACAUUAAGAGGACAUGCCAGAGGCUCAAAAAUAAAAGAACAAGAAUUCAGAAGAUCAAGCAGAUUUGGGUUCCAAAGAAAAGAGUCAUGGUAGCAAAUUCAUGUCUCAGAGUCACUCCUGAUCAGUGGUUACUAGACAGUGGAUGUUCUCAUCAUUUGACUGGUGUCAGUCAGAAUCUUGCUAACAUCAACUCAAUUGAGGGAGGAAAUGUUAGAUUUGGUGGUGGAGCACAAGGUAAAAUCAUUGGGUGUGGAAUACUAAAUGUUUCAGGACUUCCACCAAUCAAGAACGUAUGGCUUGUACAAGGACUUCAGGUAAAUCUACUGAGCAUCAGCCAGAUAUGUGACCAAGGGCUGGAGGUCACAUUUACUCAGCAAAAGUGUCGCGUGAAAGACAAAAACAAACUGGUGGUAUUAGAAGGUGACAGAACAACUGACAACUGUUACAAAGUCACUCCAAAUGUUCUGUGUUUUCCUGCAAGCAAACGGGAUGCAAGGCUAUGGCACUACAGGCUUGGUCAUCUAAAUUUUAAAGAUCUCACAACCCUCUCAAACUCUGAUGCAGUUCGAGGAUUGCCUAAAAUAAAGAGACUGGAAGGUGAAGUAUGUGGUCCAUGUCCGAAAGGGAAGCAAACACGAGCAAGCCAUCCUAAGAAGAGAUGGACCGGAAAAAGUCCACCAAAGAAGAAGAAGAAGAUAUUCAAAAAGCCCUCCUGGACAAAGCUUUUCGCCAUGCCUAGCACAUCGUCAAGCACUCAUACACCCAUCAACGAAGAAAGGGAACAUGCACCCGAUGAACUCCCUACUGAAGAGGAUGUGCUGAAGAACCCCAUUCUUCAGUCAACAGAGGUUCCUCUCUUGAAAUACAUCCCAUCAACCCUACCAGACAACGAGAGUUCUCAGAACCCUAGCCAAGAAUCAAAAAGAGGGAUGUCUAUGGAAGAUGAAGAAUCAGUAAAGGGGGUGUCUGAGCCUGAGUUUGUGGGUGAAAUACUUGAAGAAGAACCCCUAAUUGCAUGUUCAAACGUUCCAUUUCAAGAUCCAGAUUCAAAAUUCAAAGGAAGAAAAGAGAGGAAGAAAAACCUAUCUGGUCCAAGCCGAUGGUCACUGCGGAAAAUGAAAGACUCACCAGUUCCUGAUGACAAGUCUGAAGAAGAAAGGAAGGAACAGAAGAAUGUGUCCACUACAAAGGCAAAGAAAAGGAAAGGACAGGAUGCUGCUACUACGCCUACCAAGAAGGCCAAACCAUCUGGAGAAGCACAGACAAGCGGAGCAAGAAAGACAAGAAGCUCCUCUACAUCAAAGGUUGUUGAACCUGCUACACUCUCAGGAAAGUCAUCUUUGCACAAUUUCAUCUCAAUUUCUGCUAGAUCUCAUUUCACUGAUAUUGCAAAGAAAUUUAUCAUUCCUCAAAGGAACUUGGAUAUAAGUGAUUUUAAAAAGAAAACCAACCUCCUGCCUGUUCUUGAGUCCAACAACUUGUUCAAAUCUGUCACCUUGCCUGGAUCUUAUGUCAAGAAAGUGAUUCAAGAAUUUUUCUGCAACUUAUCUGAUGCUUGUAUGACCGAUGAUGACCCCUCAUUUCACAAAGUCUUUGUCAGAGGAAAAUUCUAUAAUUUUUCUCCAACUGUCAUCAACACACUUCUGGGUACAACCUCUUGUUCUGUGGUUUCCCCCAUUGAUGAAGACACCAUAUGGCAUGAUCUUACAAAUGAUUUGGUUGCAUCUAAUGCCGGACUCAAAGCUCAAGUUGAGUAUUUGGCCAAACAAGUGGCUCAACUUAGCAAGUUGAAAAUGAGCAUGGUCCAAACUCCAGAGGAAAGCGAAGAUGAGCAAGAAGAGGACGUCCAAUCCGAAGUUCCUUCUCCCACCAUGAGGAGAUCCAACCAAGAGAAGUCUUCCUCUAACUUCAAGGUUGAAAUACCAACCUUCGAUGGAAAAGAUGACCCGAAUGAUUUCAUUGAAUGGUUAGAGACAAUUGAACGCGUCUUUGACUAUACUGAAGUGCCGGAGGACAAGAAGGUCAAGCUUGUGGCCUUAAAAUUCAGAGGCUACGCGUCUACAUGGUGGACUAACACUACCACUAAGCGCAAAAAAGAUGGCAAGGUUUCUGUUAAAACAUGGACCAAGAUGAGGACUUUAUUGAAGAAGAAAUUCACUCCCACCCAUUAUAUAAGGGAAAACUUUGCUAGGCUUCAACACCUAAGGCAAGGAAAUUGGUCCGUCGAAGAAUACAACCGAGAGUUUGAAGAACUCUUGAUGCGGUGUGAUCUCCAAGAGAAUUACUCGCAAACCUUUGUGAUAUAUCUCUUUGGCCUAAACACCCAAAUCGCCAACACCGUGGAGCUGCAAACCUUUGAGAACUUUGAAGAGUUAACCAAGUUAGCACUUAAAGUGGAAGCCCAACUCAAGAAGGGUAAAUCUUCUUUGAGCCGUGGUAAUUCUUCCUACCCAAGACAUCAAAUUCCACCACCCUGCUACCCAAAACCCCACAGUAUCUUCCCCUGAAAGUCCUAAAAUAGUGCAUCCUAUUUCCUCACCAAGUGCUCCUCCUCUGUCAAAACUGAGCUCAUCAAAUAGCCGAAUACAAAAAUGUUUUCGUU